AUGCUCCACGUAGUCACGGGGGAUCUCCCACAUAAACAAAUGCUCAUGCUUGAAGACGUUGGUAUUUUCACAUUGCAUCUGCCGCGCAAGCCUUUGAGAAUGGAUCAGUCAGUAAAGAAUGAAUAUUCACUUUGUCCUUUCCAACGAUUUACCGGUUACAAGGAUGAGAUUUCCAAACCUCAGUACAUUGGCAAGGGAGAGCAGGGCUUUGUUUUUCGGUUCGAACACAAAGGUAGAGAUCUUUGCAUGAAAUUGUUCUUCAAAUACGAGCAUGUGGAGCGGGUUCACGAGAACACCGCGCAUAUGCUAAGCCCCUUUGGAAGUGAAUGCCGUGCAUUUGCCCGUCUAUGCGACUUGCAUGAGAAUGGCAACUGGGCGGUGCAGUACCACGGAUGGAUGUUUCUAAAUGACCGUCAGCUUCACCAGCUUCGCAAAGUAAGCGGACGGCAAAAGAGGAACCCGCAUUGGGAGUACAUUCGUUGGGCUGUUGUAAAGGACUUCAUCACGGAGAAGCCACCAACCAGUAUGGAUGUUGAAAGGCUACAGGACAUUGCGUCAACUUUCAAUAUUCCAAAACGCGGCAAUAUCCUACCUCGCGAUGUCAAAAGGGAGAACUAUGGAGGGCAGCGAAUGGUGGAUUUGGGAUGUACUUUGACCUACCCAUUCUUUCGUCGCUAUGCAAGUGAAUUUGAACGCAAUGGAUUCUUCCAAUGCUUGGAAAAUCAUGGGUUAACGAUGUGGGACUAG
Messenger RNA from Aspergillus steynii IBT 23096, 747 nucleotides. RefSeq lists its product as uncharacterized. The transcript is spliced from 3 exons. Lineage: Eukaryota; Fungi; Ascomycota; Eurotiomycetes; Eurotiales; Aspergillaceae. The coding region runs from base 1 to 747 and encodes 248 amino acids. The record is from RefSeq and is a predicted model, not a curated record.